AUGUCCACGCUGGAGGCCCUGCUAACGUUUCAGUAUGUAACCCUGAUCCGCUGUGGUCACGAGACUGCAGUAAGAAUCUUUCUCUGGGAUCUGGAUGAGACGAUCAUCAUUUUCCACUCUCUGCUCACCGGCUCCUUCGCUCAGAAGUUUGGCAAGGACCCUGCCACAGUACUGAACCUGGGUCUUCAGAUGGAGGAGCUGAUCUUUGAGCUGGCAGACACACACCUGUUUUUCAAUGACCUGGAGGAGUGUGACCAGGUCCAUGUUGAAGACAUGGCUUCUGAUGACAAUGGACAGGAUCUGAGCACCUAUAACUUCCUGGCGGACGGCUUCAACGGCCCCAGUGGUGGAGGGGCCCCAGGGGCCACUACUGGAGUCCAGGGUGGAGUGGAGUGGAUGAGGAAACUGGCCUUCCGCUACCGCCGUCUAAAGGACCUCUACAACGGAUACAAAUGCAAUGUGGGAGGCCUGCUGAGUCCCAUGAAGAGGGAGCUGCUCCUUCGACUGCAGUCUGAGAUGGAAAAUGUGACGGACGCCUGGCUCAGUACGGCACUCAAAUCCUUGCUGCUCAUCCAGUCCAGAGGUAAGUGUAUGAAUGUCCUGGUGACGACCACCCAGCUGGUGCCUGCUCUGGCCAAGGUGCUGCUCUACGGCCUGGGGGACGUCUUCCCCAUAGAGAACAUCUACAGUGCCACCAAGAUAGGGAAAGAGAGCUGCUUUGAGCGCAUCGUCUCUCGCUUUGGGAAGAAGGUGACCUAUGUGGUGGUAGGAGAUGGCCGUGAUGAGGAAUUUGCAGCAAAACAGCACAACAUGCCUUUCUGGCGUAUCUCCACCCACGGGGACCUAGUAUCCCUGCACCAAGCUCUGGAGCUAGACUUCUUGUAGAGCGGAAGGGAUAGAGGUCUGACACAGAGGGAAACAGUCAGUCACACCACUGUUCGCUUGUGGAGUGACUUAUUUUCUUUAUUAUUAUUAGGUACUUGGCUCCACCCCAGCCCUCUGAAAUACACACACACACACACACCUGCUGGCCCUAGUGAGUUACUCUUGCCCCAGUGUGAUGGCCAUGGACUAAACUGAGGUGGACUUGGGGGUGGCAGUGGUUGGGGAGCAGACUGGACAGAUAUACUCUCUGAUGCAGGGCUCCUGCCCAGCAGCACUCUCCCUAUGGCAGCUAUCCUGGCACUGGGGCACAGCAGUCAGAGAGGACACAACUAAAGGGAAGAAGACAAACCUCUGGCUCCACAACUCACAGGCUGCUGUUCCUCUGUGUGCAUCCCAAAUGACACCCUAUUCCCUAUGCAGUGCACUACUUUUGACUAAGUAGUGACUAUAUAUGGAAAAGGGUGCCAUUUGGGAUGCACGCUGUAUCUCAUUCGUGGAUUGACCAAAGCAAAGGUCUGCAGCACUGUCGGGCAUCACGGACGGACGCUUUGGAUUGUUUUAGAGCCCUCGGUAGCUAUACAUGAAAGGAUAAUGUCACAAAAUGAAUUAUUUUUCUAAUUUUGGGGUUAUUUUGCACUCAUUCCAAAGCUUGAAAACAGGAUUCAAUGUUACUGAGGCAGCAUUGAUGGGGGUUGGGAAUUGUUUUAGUUUUUCUAAGCAUAUGAUGAGAUGGCUACUUAGGAAUGACCUUCAAUUGCCUUCUGGAUGUAACCUUUCUACUAGUUAUACUCUAGUACUGACAAUGUGCUCCAUGGAGAUAGAAUGUUGUGCUCAUUAUAAAACCACCCUUCUCUCAGCUGUCCUGACCUCUCCACUGUGUCAGACUUCAACAGCCUAACAGUCUUCUGUGGUCUUUUUACAUAAACUGAUGUGUGGCAAAGACAAUGACUCAAUGAAGAACCUAGCCUGUAUUUCACUGCAUGAUAUCUAUGGACCCCAGGUUGCUGUAUAUUAUUACCUAAGAUAAGCCAAACCAGGCCUUUCUGUAAAUUAACUUUAAGACUAAGGAUGGGCCUUCAAAACAAUGUGUAAUUUCUUCAACAUUGUGCUGAAGUUCAAUGUGUGUACAUGUAUACAUAACCUUUUAGAAGCUGUCCCCACUGGGCUAACUGUUCCUCAGAGCACAGCCCUAAGUGUCCUUGAAUUCCUGCAAAGGGACUUAAACUUGACAAAUAGCAUUUAAAAGCAGUUUGCUGAAAGGAAUGGCAAAUGGCACAAUCCAAUCACAUGUUAUUUAAGAUACAGUGCAAUUGUUGUUAUUGUUCAAUACUGGAAAUUACGUUAGACCAAGUCACAGGAGGUUUGUCUGGUCAAUCUGGUCCUGAUUACCUCACAUGGCAGAUAUUUUCCAUCAAAGAUCAACUGCUUGAUUCAUUGAUAAAUGGAAAUGUGUGUAGGUCGCAAUUGUAAAAUCAAUCUUUAGCUGAUUUGCAUGGUGUGGGUCACACAACCCCCAGAUACCAUUAUUUCAAUGUGGUGGGUAACUUACCAAAAAUAUGUGUUGAUUUAUUUCCCAAGUGUUUCCCACAGUUUCCAAAUACCACAGAUGUUCCUAUCGUCACAUUGGUAAUUCAUCUGUGAACUAGCUGGGGUGCCCAAAAAUAUACAGCCGCUGCCUGCUUGCAGUGUAGUCAGUCGAUCUACCCUCAUCAUUAUACAUAUUGGGGGGAACAGGGAUGACCGUGCAAUACAUUUCUGGUCAGUGGUAAUGGUAUGCCUGUUAUUAACUGGUCUAUAUUUCAAGGGACAUUUUGUUGCCGCAUGUAGCUAGCUGGUCAAGAGAGGUGGUUAGAGGGUUGAUAUUAUUAAAGCCUGGUCUGUGUGAGAUUAUGACUAAACAAUACUGAGCCUGAAGAAGAUUUGGCAAUUUUACACACCCCUGCAGCUUGACCGUUAAGAAUGUGUUCUUUGUGUAUUUGUUUGCAUCUUUCUAGAGUGUCUUGUACAUAUUUGUAUUGUGCCUUUUUAGCCAUCUAUAUUGUAUAUGAAUAUAUCAUCUCUAAGGGAAAUACUUAAGUUGUGUUAAAUGCAUUUAUCAAAGAUGGUUGUUGUUACACUUUAGUUUAAGUGUUAUUUUACUACUCAUAUCUUCUUCUUUUUUUACCGUCAUUAAUCGGUGCUGAAAUCUUUUAACUAUCAGUAGCACUGAAAAGCUUACUGUAUGUGAAUAAUGUAUUUUUUCCUUUUGAAUAAGUUUUAUUUUCUUGUUUUGAUUGUCCUGCCGAUGACAAAUGUUACAGCGGAAAUUCUCUCCUUUAAAGACGAUUCGCAGCUUUGUUCACCAAGUCAUCGCAUCCUUCCCUUUUGUUGAAAACUGAAUCCCAAUGCUGUCAUGUAGCAUUUCUGAGUCGCUGUGACUGGCUUUUACCGCUUAGACAAUCAAAUCUGUAUCACAUGGUACUUUGAAUGGUGCCCAGAUCCACCGCCUACGGUGAAGCAUGUAUAUAGACUUGCAGUAUGUUUGGUGUAUGUUCUCCUAAAACAGUACAUGUUACUACCUAAUGGAGUUGAGAGGAAAUGGAUGCAUUGUAAAAUGAUGAAUUAGAUCCUUUAGAAUGGAAGGGGGACAUGGCAUUUUGUGGAGUUGACACACAUUUGGAAGUCAGCAUACCCAAACCAAAAUCCUUUUUAUUGUUUUGUUGUUUAUUGUUGAACUGUUCAUUCGAUCAUCUUUAGUUUUGUUUGCCUUUCACCCUUUUUGAUUGGUAUGAUUUAGUUUGUUUUAUCUUAGGUGUUUACGGUGCAUGUAUUUCUAUCAGUGAUGGUUUCUGAUUUAAAGUACUCUGUUGCUAAACAAGUUGAUUGUUUAAAAAAAAUGGUCUGCUUUUUGCAUUUCCCUUGGAUUUGUGUUGAAGACUAAGAACUAUGUACAAUUUUAUAAGUGCAUUUUGACAAGUCUCUGUUGGCUGUCAUGUAGUGAUUUACAUUUCAAAUGCAAGGAGCUAUGAAGGCACAGCUUUGUAGGGACAUAUCUGGCUCAACUCGAUCAUGUUAUUUCUUGAAUACUCCGCUAGUGUGACUAUCUUCUGUAGAAAAAAGCCUUGACGAUAAAACAUGUAAGGGACGUGUUUUCCCACCCCACUUUUUUUGUCUGGGACCAGAACACUGUUGAAGGCCCAAUAAGGUUGUCCUGUGUAUAAUAACACUCAAGGCAAUUGUAAAUACAAAUAAAAUGUCUUUGAAAGUG
Molecule: messenger RNA, 4132 nt
Organism: Oncorhynchus masou masou (cherry salmon)
Lineage: Eukaryota; Metazoa; Chordata; Actinopteri; Salmoniformes; Salmonidae
Product: eyes absent homolog 3-like
Exons: 8
Coding region: 1-885 (294 amino acids)
Biological process (GO): negative regulation of extrinsic apoptotic signaling pathway in absence of ligand; positive regulation of DNA repair; cell differentiation
Cellular component (GO): nucleus
Molecular function (GO): protein tyrosine phosphatase activity
Source: RefSeq, a predicted model, not a curated record